Pestalotiopsis fici W106-1 is the source of this 606-nucleotide messenger RNA. RefSeq lists its product as uncharacterized. Bases 1 to 606 code for a protein of 201 amino acids. Gene Ontology annotation, cellular component: membrane. The record is from RefSeq and is a predicted model, not a curated record. Gene Ontology annotation, biological process: mitochondrial respiratory chain complex I assembly. NCBI's taxonomy places the organism in Eukaryota, Fungi, Ascomycota, Sordariomycetes, Amphisphaeriales, Sporocadaceae. The transcript is spliced from 2 exons.
AUGUCGCCAAUACCAGAGUUGAGUCCCAUCUUGCGGGCAUGGUAUCGCUGGAAGAUGCUGCGGCUGCCGUGGCGGAAGCGCUUCCUGGUUGGCCUCGAUCUCCGCGGUAACACAUACUGGACGUUUCGGGACAAGCGGGUAGACAAGAACGUCGACCCGCGAACACUGCGCUGGCGGCGCAUCGUACAAUACCCGCGGUCGACGCAUCUCUCGGACGUGACGGUGCCGCCGCAAUGGCAUCAGUGGCUGCGGCAUCAGCGCGAAGACCCCCCCUCGCUGACGGAGCAGGCCGCCGAUGUUGCCCGCCAGGAUCGCAUGAAGACACUCGCCGCCGAGGCCGACGCCCGAUGGGCAGCCAAGCCAAGCCUGACCGAUAUGCCUCCCGGUGCCGGCCCCAAGAGCCAGCCCGUACCCGCGCUCGAUACUGGCAAGACGCAGCCGCAGGAGCAGGCUGCUGAGCAGAAUUUGCAAGAGAAGGGCCUGCGGGAUGCACCCGCUCAAGACAAGGCGGAAGUCAAGGACGAUCCCUGGAAGAAGGCGGCAAGCGGGCCAGGUGAAAAUUGGCAGCCAACAGCCUGGACACCAACGAGUUCGCGAAGAAGGUGA